UGCAUGUUCCCUGACGCCGCACAAAGUGCUGCCCGGUCUCGCGGAUGCAUGCUAGAAGACAAUCGGAGGAGCUCGGCCAGUGCAACACGUCCGAUGGAUGUACCUGAAAACGCAGCGACUACGCCUUCGUCCUCCAGCUCUGCCGUUUCCCAGCAGGACUCCGCUCUCUGAGACAUGGACCCGUGUUAACGUCUCCCGCCCGACUCCCUGCAACACUAUGGUUAAAGUGUAUGCCGAGAUCCAUCUCUGUAACAUUAUCCGCCUCUCCACCCGCCGCUCAUCUUCCCCAGGAAGUCAGCCGUCAAAACAAGACAGCGCCUCUCUCUCGGCUCCGUGGAGCCCGUCAGCACCUGUGAAGAGUCACUGAGCCGACGUCUCCGACACCGUGUUCCCCUUGUCGUCCGGGGCCUCCGUAAGCCCUGAGGCGAGCGGUGUCCAUCUACCAGCACCUCUACAGUCCAGCAGUAUGGCGGUCGGGAUGUCCACCACUCGCUUAUGAUUACCGCUCCAUGCGCCUCACCUCUCGUCUGAGCUCCGUGGCCCCCUCACUGUGCCGGUCCCCCGCUCCAAACACCACCCCCCAGCCUGCCAUGCUCCUCCAGGCCGUGUUUCUGCUGCUGCUGCACUGCUUGGCCUCCACGCUGGGCCAAUACGAACCGUGCAAGUCCCUGGUGAGCACGGAUGAGGGCUCGGUGUGGGAGCAGUACGCGUGCCAGCCCAAAUCCGGGUCCAUGAGAGACUACAUGCGGAUCAAGGUGGAUCCGCCCGGAAUCACUUGCGGAAACCCGCCCGAGAGGUUCUGCACUCUGGAGAACCCGUACCUGUGCAGCGACGAGUGUGACGCCUCCAACCCGGAUUUGGCUCACCCGCCUCAGCUGAUGCAGGACAAGGAGCGCAGCGGCCUGCUCACCUACUGGCAGACCGUCACGUGGAGCCGGCACCCGGAGCCCCUGCUGGCCAACAUCUCCAUGUCCUGGAACAAGAGUCUGGAGCUCACGGACGACAUCCGGAUCACCUUCGAGUACGGCCGUCCGACCGCCAUGGCGCUGGAUAAGUCCAUGGACCACGGGCGCUCGUGGCAGCCGUACCAGUACUACGCCGACGACUGCCUGGACGCCUUCGGCAUUCCGCCCAAGCGCGCCGGCGACCUGUCGCCCGCCAACAUCACGCGGGUCAUCUGCAGCGAGCAGUUCUCGCGCUGGGUCGGCUCCAAGAACGACAAGAACGUGAAGUUCGAGGUGCGGGCGCGCUUUUCCGUGUUCGCGGGAUCGCGGCUGCAGAACAUGGACAGCCUGUACACUCGCAUGGAAAGUAUGAAGGGAUUGAGGGACUUCUUCACCUUCACCAACCUGAGGAUAAGGCUCCUGAGGCCCGCCCUCGGAGGCACCUACGUCCAGAGGGACAACCUGCUGAAGUACUUCUACGCCAUCUCCAACAUCGAGGUACCGGCAAGGUGUAAGUGUAACCUCCACGCCUCCCAGUGCCUGCUGCAGGAUGGGAACCUCCAGUGCCAGUGUGAACACAACACCACGGGCCAGGACUGCCAGCGCUGCAAGAAGGGCUUCAAAGCCAAGUCCUGGAAGGCUGGUUCCUACCUGCCAGCCCCCAAUGGAAGCCCCAACACCUGUACAAUUGCUGGUUCCCCCUCCGGUUCCAACUGCGAGUGCUACGGCCACUCCAACCGCUGCAGCUACAUCGACUACCUGAACAUCGUCACCUGCGUCAGCUGCAAGCACAACACCAGGGGCCAGAACUGCCAACACUGCAGGCUGGGAUACUUCCGCAACGCCUCCGCUGACCUGGACGACGAGGGCGUCUGCAUCGAGUGUAACUGCAACCAGAUGGGCUCGGUUCACGACCGCUGUAACAGCACCGGCUACUGCCAGUGUAAAGACGGUGCCGCGGAGGCCAAGUGCGACGACUGUCUGCCCGGGUACUACUGGAAACAAGGCUGCUACUCUAACGUUUGCGACGAGGAGAUGCUCCUGUGCCAGAACGGAGGAACCUGCAACCAGGGCCAGAAGUGCAUCUGCCCUCCGGAGUUCAAAGGGGCGUUGUGCCAACAACCCCGAUGCGAGGCGGGCAAGGAUUGCAACGCCGCCUCUUCCCUGCACCUCGCCACGGCCACCCUGCUGCUCUGCACUCUGCUAGCCCACCUGCUGGCCACCUUAAAUACACACUGAGCCACGGGAAGAAAACAAAACCUCAGACUAAGGAGAGUGUGUGUGCGUGUGUGUGUGUAUGUGCGUGUGUACGCGAGGCGAGGGCCGCCCCAGUCGUGGACCCACACACCCCCAACACUCGUCAAAAGGACACACGCACACACGCACACACUCACACAACACUAACUAGCCCCAGUCUCCUUACAAACACACACACACACACACAUAUAUAUACACCUCACAGGACUGUUAUGAUACUGGGUGUGUGCUCAGGUGUGAGAAGGACUAACAGAGAAGAAAGGGGAGUGACCUUAGAGGAAAAAAAGAUGCAGAUGAAGGGGGGGUGAAGAAGAAGAAAAAAAUCAUACCAACCACUGUUCCCUUUAUUCCUGAGCUGGAGCAAUGUGCAUCAAACCAAAAAGCAUAAACAAAACACUUAAGUCACCACUUCAAAGGGAAUGGCUGUCGUACCCACAAGGACCCUUUUUCAUUUUGUUCCCUUAUUAUUGGUUGAGUUAAGGAUCUCACCUCCGUUUGACUGGCGGCCAACGUGCGUGCGUGUUUGUGUGUUUGUGUGUGUGUGUGGUCAGACUCGGUGAGAGUACGCGACACGACGGACGAGUCAGAGGAGGCCAGAUGUGCGUUGGAUCCUCCUGCUGAGGCCGACGUCGUAUAUUAACCAGGUUUCAUUUUCUUCUCAAAAGAUGAUACUUGAUUUUACAUUUAUUCUAUUUCCGCUGCAUUUUUAUUUUAAAAUUAUAUCUCAGUCAUUGUAUCUAAUGUGCCCACUGACAGUCGCUGAGAUUAUACAUAUUAUAUAAUGUCCAGGGGGUUACGAAUAAUAAAAAAAUGUAGUCACUAUUAUGGUUGUUAUAGGAAUGAGUGAUUGUUGCCACACUUAGCGAGAUUUAAUCUUCACAAAGUAUUCAGGAAGCAGAAUUUAACAGAAUUUAAUUUCUCAGAUGUCUAAAAGAGAGAAAGAGAGAAAAGAUAUCGACCACGUAUCAAUAUUAUAUGACAUUAUUUGAAUAUUUUUUUGUAGAAAUUAUUUUUGUUUGGAGUUACAAUAAAUCAUAAAAAAUUACAUUUACAACUAUUCCAAAUGAGCAUUUUAUUACACUGAGUGUAAACCUUGCAGUAAAUAUGACUGUUAUUUGCCUUCUUGCUUGUACUCUUGUCAUUCAAUCAAGUGUCUGAGAUCACAUGCUGUUCACAUCUUUGUGGGGUGAAAACAAUGAUAGAAAGAGUUAUCAAUUGUAACCCUUUCACUCACGUUUGACAUGGUAUUGAAUGCUCUCAUUUACAGGCUACCCCAGCAGUCUGUCUGACAAUCACAAAGAACUGCUUCAUGUCCAGAGAAUAUGAAUCAUUUUAUUCUGAUAAAAGUUGCUAAGAGCUUUUUAUAUCUGAAAAUGUCCCUCGCAGAUACAAGUGAUGUGCUAAUUAAACAUAUUUGUCAUUGUACAAAUGAA
Pseudoliparis swirei is the source of this 3634-nucleotide messenger RNA. RefSeq names its product netrin g2b (gene ntng2b). The record is from RefSeq and is a predicted model, not a curated record. NCBI's taxonomy places the organism in Eukaryota, Metazoa, Chordata, Actinopteri, Perciformes, Liparidae.